Histoplasma capsulatum G186AR is the source of this 333-nucleotide messenger RNA. RefSeq lists its product as uncharacterized. The transcript has 3 exons. The record is from RefSeq and is a predicted model, not a curated record. The coding region runs from base 1 to 333 and encodes 110 amino acids. NCBI's taxonomy places the organism in Eukaryota, Fungi, Ascomycota, Eurotiomycetes, Onygenales, Ajellomycetaceae.
AUGCCUCCCGCAACGGAUGCGUCUGUGCCAUCCAAGCCAAAUGCUCGUGUGGCAAAGAACGUGCUCUGCAUUAUUGUGCAAGAGCUUAAAGCUAAUAUUGUCAUGUUGGAAAACCAGGAAAACGUCCAGCUGGUCAAUGUACCUGUGAGCGUGCCGAGUCAGAGAAUCAUCAACAUUUCACGGAAGCUUGUCCGUGUGGCAAAAGAACCUCAGGUUCACCUUGCUAACUCAAGAUAUGGUGUCCCCGUGUCCACCGUAGAUUCAUGCACUUGCGAAAGGGCCCUUGAUGCAGAGAGCUUCCGCCAUGAGACGGACUUCACCACAAGUACAUAG